CAAAUUUUACCAAGUCCUAAACACCAUCAUGGACUCCUCCAAGCUUUCAGCUCUGUUCCUCAUUUUCAUGCUCUUCAUCUCCUCAGCCACCCCUAUUCUUGGCUGUGCCCCUUGUUCCAAGCCCCCUCCCCAGCACAAGCCCCCUUUCCACCACAAGCCCCCUUUCCACCACAAGCCACCCAAAGGAAAGCCCCCCAUUACUCGUCCUCCCAUUGUUAAGCCUCCUAUCACCGUGCCACCGGUUGUUCCUCCCAUUGUUAAACCUCCCAUUACAGUCCCUCCCAUCACUGUCCCUCCCAUUGUUAAACCUCCCAUUACAGUCCCUCCCGUUACAGUCCCUCCCAUCACAGUCCCUCCCAUUAUUAAGCCACCGAUCACCGUCCCUCCUGUCGUGACUCCUCCAGUGAAUAAACCACCGGUGGGAACGCCUUGCCCACCGCCACCUGCCUCAGCGACGUGCCCAAUUGACACAUUGAAGCUGGGUGCUUGUGUGGAUCUUCUUGGCGGAUUGGUGCACAUUGGUCUUGGAGACCCUGUCGCCAAUGAGUGCUGUCCGGUUCUUUCAGGACUCGUUGAGCUGGAAGCUGCUGUCUGCUUGUGCACUACUCUCAAGAUCAAGCUACUCAACCUUAACAUCUAUGUCCCACUUGCUCUUCAACUCCUUAUCACUUGUGGAAAGACACCCCCUCCUGGUUACACCUGCACUGUUUAGAUCAAAGGUUGCUAGACUGAUGGAUGCAUGGAAAAGUGGACAUGAGAGGAUGUCAACCAUCAUCCUUCACUCAACUCUCUCUCUCCCUCUUUCUAUCUUCUUUUUCUUUCUCUCUUCCUUUACUCCUUUUUCUCUUCUUGAUUGGUACUGUUAGCUAAUGUUUGGCUCUACUGUACACCAUUUGUUUUUAUGAGAUUGUCGCAAUGUGUGUUUUGUCUAAGACAAGGAUGCUUUUUCUUUUUGUAAUUUUUUAAUUGGAUUCCCACUUUCAUGCAAUCUAUGUGAUUCAUGUCCUUCUUACCAACUCAA
Messenger RNA from Vitis riparia (riverbank grape), 1021 nucleotides. RefSeq names its product 36.4 kDa proline-rich protein. NCBI's taxonomy places the organism in Eukaryota, Viridiplantae, Streptophyta, Magnoliopsida, Vitales, Vitaceae. The transcript has 2 exons. Bases 29 to 712 code for a protein of 227 amino acids. The record is from RefSeq and is a predicted model, not a curated record.